Molecule: messenger RNA, 2702 nt
Organism: Mauremys reevesii (Reeves's turtle)
Lineage: Eukaryota; Metazoa; Chordata; Testudines; Geoemydidae
Product: butyrophilin subfamily 2 member A2-like
Exons: 13
Coding region: 327-2570 (747 amino acids)
Molecular function (GO): protein binding
Source: RefSeq, a predicted model, not a curated record
AAGAGAAGACUCGACCCUCCCCACGUGACAGGGUUUGUAAUGAGGUAAUUGACAGUGUUACUUUCACUUCCCCCCGGCGAACGCUGCGAGCCGAACGCAGGUUCAUCGAUUCGGAAUAAAACCAAAUUUCUUUUAACAACGUUCUGCGGAAAAGCCAGGACACGAAAUUGCAGCUCUUUGAUCGCCAAAAUUUGCUGAGCAACGUGCGUGAGAAUCGGGACCAGUCAGUGACCAUGUCACUGUCCCAGCCAAAGGGGUGAAGUCUGGCCACACCCGGGAGAUUUUAAACUUCCCAGAAGACCCAACCAGAUCAAGUUACAGUGAAGAUGAAGGUUCUUUGCAUCUGUUCUAGCUCCACAGUGAGCGCCUCUCUGCCUGAUUUCAUCAUUUUCUUCAUUAUUUAUCACAUUCACAAGUUGGAAUCAGCCCAAUUCAGAGUGAUGGGUCCUGGUCACCCUGUCACUGCCAUUGUGGGUGAGAACAUUGUGUUACCCUGUCACCUGUCCCCCAGGUUGAGCGCUGUGAACAUGGAGGUGAGAUGGUUCCGAUCUGAGUUCACUUCAGUUGUUCACCAGUAUCAUGAAGGAAAGGAUCAGUAUGGAGAACAGAUGCCAGACUAUCAUGAAAGGACCGAGCUUUUGAAAGCUGGCAUCACGGAUGGGAAUGUUUCCUUGCAGAUUCUUAAUAUCAGACCCUCAGAUGAAGGACAAUACAGCUGCUUUGUUCAAGAUGGUUCUUUUUAUGAAGAAGCCCUAUUGGAACUGAAGGUAGCAGUUUUGGGCUCCAAUCCUCUCAUCUCUGUGGAGAGCCACCAGGAUGGAGGGAUCCGGGUGGUUUGUCAAUCGGCUGGAUGGUACCCAGAGCCCAAGGUGCUAUGGAGAGAUCACAGUGGGCAAGAAUUACCAUCACUCUCUGAAGCAAAAUCGCUAGGAGAUAGUGGCCUGUUUGAAACAGAAAAUUCUAUUAUUAUAAAAGAAAAUUCAAACCAGAACCUGUCCUGUUGGAUCAGGAACACCGUUCUCAAUCAAGAAAAGGAAUCAACAGUUUAUAUAGCAGAUUCCUUUUUCCCGAGGGUGAAUCCAUGGAUGGUGGCUCUGAGUGUGAUCCUGGUGGUUUUGUUUGUUUCCAUUGGCCUCACUGUUUAUCUAUUUAAAAUAAAAGGACAUGGGCCAGCCGCAGACUGGAGAAGAAACAUCGUCUAUCCAGCACAUGUGACUCUGGAUCCAGACACGGCUCAUCCCCAACUCAUCAUCUCCGAGGAUCGGAAAAGUGUGAGAUGGGCACACCGACGGCAGCGACUCCCCAACAACCCUGAGAGAUUUGACUCUGAUCCCUGUGUGCUGGGCUGUGAGGGAUUCACCUUGGGGAGAUGUUGCUGGGAGGUGGAGGUGGGAGGUGGGCGAUACUGGGCUGUGGGGGUGGCCAGAGUGUCUGUGGGGAGGAAGGGAGAGAUCAGCCGUAGCCCUGAGGUGGGGAUCUGGGCUGUGGAGCAGUGCGGGGGUCAGUUCCAGGCUCUCACCUCCCCUGUGACCCCCCUGCCCCUGAGCCGGGCCCCCAGCAGGAUCUGGGUUUGUCUGGACUGUGACCGGGGGCAGGUGACAUUUAUCGAUGCUGGUGACGAGGCCCCGAUCUUCACUUUCCCGCCGGGCUCCAUCCCUGGGGAGAGAAUCCGACCCUGGCUCUGGGUGGGGACAUGGGGAUCCCAGCUCAGACUGGCCCAGCUGGAGAAGCUGGACAAGGAGAUUGUGAGGAUCCAGAAUGAAAAUGUCAGUAAACGCUCCGAGCAGAUUUCCUGUCUGAGUGAGCUGAUCAAUGAGCUGGAGGGGAAGUGUCAGAAGCCAGCGAGUGAAUUCCUACAGGAUGUCAGAGCCACCUUGAGCAGGUGUGAGAUGGGGAAGUUCCAGCAGCCAGAGGAGAUUUCUACUGAACUGGAAGAGCAAGUCAGUGGUUUCUCCCAGAAAACGAUUGUGUUAUUGGAGAUUCUGGGGAAGUUCAAAGACACUCUGCCGUCUGAACUGGAGAGAAAAAGGGGAGAAUCAUUUGGAGCACACAGACAGGCGAAUGUGACUCUGGAUCUAGACACGGCUCAUCCCAACCUCGUCCUGUCUGAGGAUCAGAAAAGUGUGAGAUGGGGAGACACGUGGCAGCAACUGCCCAACAACCCUGAGAGAUUUGACUAUUGGUCCUGUGUGCUGGGCUGUGAGGGAUUCACCUCGGGGAGACAUUGCUGGGAGGUGGAGGUGGGGGGUGGGCGAUACUGGGCUGUGGGGGUGGCCAGAGAGUCUGUGGGGAGGAAGGGACUGAUCAACCUUAGCCCUGGGGGCGGGAUCUGGGCUGUGGAGUGGCAGGGUCUGUUCCACGCUCUCACCUCCCCUGACACCCGCCUGCCCCUGAGCCGGGCCCCCAGCAGGAUCCGGGUUUGUCUGGACUGUGACCGGGGGCAGGUAACCUUCAUCGAUGCUGGUGACGAGGCCCCGAUCUUCACUUUCCCGCCGGGCUCCGUCUCUGGGGAGAGAAUCCGACCCUGGCUCUGGGUGUGGGUGGGAUCCCAGCUCAGAUUGUGUCCCUGAGACACACAGCAGAACUGGAAAUCAGCCUGUCUAGCCACACACAGCCUAGUCUCUAUGACCUUGGAGGACUCCCAUCUAUCCAGUCUCUGGCUCCUCAUCUGUAUGGCCCCUGGAAGCACCUCCCCUGCCCUA